This is a messenger RNA of Cladocopium goreaui, 967 nucleotides long. The record is from the annotation of a GenBank genome assembly. Lineage: Eukaryota; Dinophyceae; Suessiales; Symbiodiniaceae.
AUGUUGAGACCUCGACUUUUGUUUGUUAUUUGUGGCAAGCCAAGGCUCCCAAUAGCAACGGCAGCUUUGGUCUGUUGCCUGAAUGCUUCUUCAGAAAAUGACACUGGAGAAGCACUUCGCCCUAUUCUUCACAUUGAGAAGUCUUCCUUCACCAAAUCAAACCAGGAGGAGGUUCAACGGUUUUGGAGCACACUUGGCAAGACUUCUCAAAGCACACUUACCAGAGCGAUUGUUGUUCGGAGCACAAUGUCCAUUGUGGAAGAGAAGUACCUAGAGGAAUAUGUGGGGAAUAUGCAACUUCCUGACAUGGCCGAUGAGCGUUUGAACAUCGAGUUACGAGAAAGGCUGCUUAACAUUUUGCGCUCGACGCCAGAUUCCAGCAUUGUGCAAAGCCUGAAGUUCCAGGAUGAUGCAAAGAAUCUGAUCACAUUGGAAAGAGUGAUGCUGAGGCACUGGAGAACACCCAGUGGCGAGCUGGCGAUUGCAUUGGCUUAUGCUUCAGAUCAGAGAACGGGGAGAGACAAUCAAGAUGAUGCUGAGAAGAGCCAGGAAGAUUUGUCGCAAUGGCUGGAUUUCAAGCUGAAACAUGAAAUCAUUGCAAAAUCUGAUGUAAAAGAACUCCCAGAUCCUGAACUUUAGAACUGACAGCCAAGAACCGAUUCUCCUUGGUUCCAGACCCCCAAGGACAGCUCCGAGGGAAGCCAUGGUCUUUGUAGACGACAAGCAAGCUCGGGCAUGCUCGUCCGGGGUCAACUGAAUACAGAUUCAGUGCUUGUCAUUGCAACUUCGUUGUACAGUUCCUUCCUUUGCAUGCAAGUGGGCACAGUCAAAGCAGUUGGUGCCGCUUGCUAGUGACCGCUAGUGCACGUUUGUUUGUGUAAUCAGCGCUCGCCUGCAGAGUGCACGGUUGAUUUGCGAUUGGUGCCUCUGUGCACACCGUUGUUUGGGAAGGCGAGCGUUUGAAAAA